Molecule: messenger RNA, 3819 nt
Organism: Diaporthe citri
Lineage: Eukaryota; Fungi; Ascomycota; Sordariomycetes; Diaporthales; Diaporthaceae
Exons: 3
Coding region: 1-3819 (1272 amino acids)
Source: RefSeq, a predicted model, not a curated record
AUGGAUCCUAAACGGGUCAACGAGUUUCUCCCGCCGGCGUCGUCGGCCACGGCGUCGCCAGCAGAUCGGAUGGACACGACGGCAAAUCCGAUGGAGGACGAUUUUGAUGUAGCGCAGUACCGCGCAUUGAAGAAGGACAAGCAGGAGGAACAGAAGCGCCUCGACCACGAGCACGACCACCGCCACCGGCAGCUUGAGGAGCAGGUCCAUCUGGAGAACAAUCGCCUAUACUCACAGUUGCAGCAGAGGGUCAACGAGAGUAUACAGCGGGCCUUUAUAGAUCUUCAGCCAGCUAUCGCCACCACGAUCAACAACCAAGUCAGCCUUCGACUGGAGCAGCAACGCUUACGUGACGAGCAUGCGGCGAGCAAGACCACCAUCGAGCAGCGUUACCAUAAUAAGAUCACGAGCCUUAUGGCGAUGCCGUCCGCCGCUCGCAGUGCAAUUCCAAGGGUGAACAGUAACAGUAACACGCCGUCGCAUCCCCAGCCUAAUCCUAUUCGAAUGGCGAACACGGGGCAGGGGACUCCUGUAACGCCAGCCUUUGCGAAUACUUCACCUGCGCACCAGUCGGUGAAUACUCCCACGCCGGCUUCGCGUGGGCCAGCGCCUCAGGAUGCUACUCGUUCGGAGCCAAUGGCUCAUCAGGCGCAGCAGCGCAUGCCUCCUCGCGCUGAGGUGCCUCCGCAUCACCAUCAACAGCCGGUUGCGCCCCAGCGCAUCCUUCCUUCUGAGCCCUUGACUCGGCAGCCUGUGGGCCCUCAGCGGAUGCCUCUCCCGGAGUCUAUGGCACAGCAGCCCGUAAUUCAGCAGCGCAUGCCUGCGGAGCCGGUGCACCAGCGCCCUCUGCCGCACCAUCACGUGCCCGCCGAGCAUCAUCCCCAUGAGCCGCCUCGUCACCAACUGCCAAGCGUGGCCCAGCCUCUGGCCAGCGAUACCAAACUGCCCGAGGGUCCGCUGCGACAGGACGUCCCGCCGCUUCCGAGUUCCAACCCCGUCCUGACAAGUCGUGCCUCCCAAGGCGCGACACCGACCCCACGACAAGAUGUGAAAAGGAAGGCCGCUGACUCGCCAGCCACCGAAGCCGCGACCAGCGCCAUGAAGCGGCCGCGCACCAGGGACAGGCCGUUCGAGCAAGGGCAGGAUGGCCCGUCGCCGCUCAAGCGAAGCCCUCGCGCCCACCGGCCGCCACCGGCGCCGGUGGUGGGCAUGGAGAAGCGGGUCCAGCGCACCAUCAGCUUCGCGGAGGUCUACCAGGACGGCAAGGCGCAGUUCAAGCACCAGAUCUUCGAGUACAAGACCGGCUCGGGCAACUGGUACAUCGUCAAGUGCGACGAGCACGGCGUGCACUUCAAGUUUGGCAACCCGGUCCACGGCGCGGCCAAGCACGUGCACAGCCCUCAGCAUGACAUGCAGCCCAAGACGCACGACCUGGCCAUCGAGAUCUGCGGCUACCUCGUGACCGACUGCAACGCCGAGCUUGCGAAGCUCAACAACGACGAGUACCAGCGCGCGGUGGCCGAGGAUGGCUACGAGCCGUACAACCGGAAUCUCCUCACCAAGGAGGGGAGGCAGCGUACGGACAACCACAAGAAGCAGCCCAAGACCGAGCGGGAAGGAGGUGAGAUCCACGUCAAUGGCGAUCUCACCUCUUCCAAGCCGCACAAGGUGCGGGAGCAGAAGCCGGCGGCAAGCAUCACCGUGCCUAAGGACUGUCAUUUCUACCAAGGGCUGUGGCAGUCGAACAAGAAAUGGUACUCGCUGGUCGUUCUGCCCAUACGACCGGACGGGAGCUUGCGGGAGGUUGGCCUGAAGGAGAGGUUCCAGGAGCUGCCACUGAUGCAGACCGUGCCGAAGUGCUACCGCGUCGACAGGGUCAGCCUGCAGAUCAAGGGGUGGCAGCCUGCGUACGAGGACGGCGAGGCAAAGGCCAAGAAGCGUGAAUACCCCGUCAUGUUCUUCGACAGGACGCCCUGGUCGCUGGGCUGGCUGCCCGCCCAGAAGCUUCAGGAGCUCGACCUGGACAACCCACCCGAGAAUGUAGAUAUCAGCGGCCUGAGGAAGGCUCGGGAGUGGUUCGCGGUGAAGAUGAACAACCGUGCCAGCUGGGACGAGCUGAAGCGACUUGGACCUGGCGAGCCCCUUUCGGCAACUCCGGAGGGCGAGGCAGACUGGAUUGACAAGCCUGACGAUAAGAGUCCGACCUUUUUCGACAAGCAGUUCGGGAAGAGCCCCGGUCGCCGCGAUUCACCCGGCAGCGGCGAUGACUCUGACAGCGAGGAGGAAGAAGACCCGAUGAAGAUGGACAUUGGGCCAAUUCCAGACCCCGGGGCCGGAGACUCUAACUGGGUAGAAGGCGGCUCGGGCUCGGAUACCCACGAAUCGGAUGUCGAGAUGGAGGACGACACGCCCGUCAAGAAGAGCGACGAAGACUCUCCGAAGAUUGCUUCCGUCGAGACCGCCGUCGCACGGACUGGUGAGACCAAGCCGUCGGAGGAACCCACCAAUGGACAUCCGGACCAGGCUGGUUUAUCCAACAUCCUCUCGGAACACGAGCGGGUGAGGAAGAGCGCGCAGACGGCACAGGCAAAAGCAGCAGCGGCCGUCAGGGAGGCCGCCAGCCGCAGCAGGGCGGCGUCGGAGGUGGCCGACGAGGGUCCCAAGCCCUCUGCCCCAACGGAGACGAAGCCUACCGCCCCAGCGCGGGCAGACACCGACGCAGCAGUCCCAAGGCCGCAGCGCCCAGCCCUGGCAGACCACCAGCGCUCGAGGUCGGACGGCACGUUCCCGGAGUCGCAGCAGACGGGGCUCGCGGCGCCGGGCAUGGGCAAGCUGGGCGAUGGGGGAGGGCGCAAGCACUCGAACCUGCAGAACAUCCUCAACCCGGCGGGCAUGCGCUCCGACGCGGCGCCGGCCACCGAGAACGGCAUCGACAGCUACAAGCGGUUCGACGCGCUCAUGGCGCAGAUGAGCGGCGGCGGCGGCGACACGGCGCCCCUGAGGCCGGCGUCGGUGCCGGUGCAGACCAACGGCCACGGCCACCACUUCCAGCCGCCGGCCCAGCAGCAUGCGAAGCAGAUGGAGGCCGCGCUGCCGCAGCACUCGCCGUCGCUCUCGCACAUCCUCUCGCCGCCGAUGCAGUCGCCCAUGAUGGGCCCGCCGCGCAGCGCGUCCACGACGCCCGUGCCUGAUGGGUCGGGGCGCAGCACGCCGACCAUCAUGAUCCCCGGCAACAACGCGGACCGCUGGCAGGCGGUGCGGACGUCGUCCUUUGGGCCGGCGCCGCACACCCCCCGGGCGUCCUUCACGCAGCAGCAGGGCCACGACGGCCAGAAACCACCGCCGGCGCCCCAGCAGCAGCAGCCCGCAGCAGCUCCUUCCUCCUCCACGCCGACCGCGCGGGCCGAGACGCCCGGGGCCGGCCCGGACAGGAAGGAGAUCUUCGACGUGAGCCAGUUCCGCGACUCCGGGCGCGGGGUGCGGUGGUCGCGGAGCAGCAGCCCGACGGCGGGGUACCUGCGGCUGGCGACGGACCCGGUGCGCGGGGUGGCCGAGCCGCUGGAGACGUCCGCCGCGGAAGCCGCCGCCGCGGUGCCGUCGGCGGGGAUCGAGCCGGCGAAAGUGUCGCGGAUCGAGCUCGAGACGGAGCGCGACCGGCAGUGGGUGCAGCUGGUGCUCAAGGACCGCAGCGAGCAGGCGGUCGCGUUCGAGACCAACUCGGCGAGCGGGAGGCUGCUCAACGCCAAGAUCCAGGGGAGGAGGUUCGUCAGCUGGGUUAGGAAGUGGAACCCCGAGGCGGAGGUGGGCAGUAGUGGGUAG